UUUACCAAUGAAUGGCAAAUAGUCGCAUACCCACCACCUCAGCAAAUCUCCUCUCCACAUGGGAAAAACUGUCAUCGUCCUUAUUACAACACUCGCUUCUCUUCCUUAAAAGGAGAGAGAAGAGAACCUGAGAUUCAGACACACGCACGAACCCCCGAUUCACCACCCUUUAUCUCCCUCCUCUUCCUCCCUCUCUUUCUCUCUCCUCAAAAUGGGUUUCCAGGGAAACGAUUCAUCAGACAACAAACCUUUCAAGUUCUUAAUCUAUGGCCGAACCGGCUGGAUCGGUGGUCUACUUGGCAAGCUUUGCGAUUCCCAAGGCAUCACCUACACCUACGGUUCAGGCCGCUUGGAAAACCGCAGUUCCUUGGAGGCGGAUAUCGCGGCGGUGAAACCCACCCAUGUUUUUAACGCCGCCGGAGUCACCGGCCGUCCUAACGUUGAUUGGUGCGAGUCCCACAAAGUUGAGACAAUUCGUGCCAACGUUGUUGGGACUUUGACUUUGGCUGAUGUUUGUCGUCAAAACGGCCUCGUCUUGAUCAAUUAUGCAACUGGUUGUAUUUUUGAGUAUGAUGAUAAGCAUCCCAUUGAUUCUGGGGUUGGAUUCAAGGAAGAGGAUACUCCUAAUUUUAUCGGGUCUUAUUACUCCAAGACCAAAGCUAUGGUUGAGGAUUUACUUAGCAACUAUGAGAACGUUUGCACAUUGAGGGUGCGUAUGCCAAUCUCCUCUGAUUUAUCCAAUCCUCGCAACUUCAUCACCAAGAUCGCUCGUUAUGAGAAGGUGGUCAACAUACCAAACUCAAUGACAGUCUUGGAUGAACUUCUUCCCAUUUCCAUCGAGAUGGCGAAGAGGAACCUUACAGGAAUCUACAACUUCACAAACCCUGGUGUGGUUAGCCACAACGAGAUCUUAGAGAUGUACAGGGAUUACAUUGACCCUAAAUUUACAUGGAAAAAUUUCACCCUUGAGGAACAGGCUAAGGUGAUCAUUGCUCCAAGAAGCAACAACGAGCUUGAGACUACCAAGAUGAAGCAAGAAUUUCCGGAACUUCUAUCCAUCAAGGAGUCUCUUAUAAAGUACGUGUUUGAGCCCAACAAGAAGACUUCUGAAACUACAGCUUGAUUGAUGAUAGUCUAGGUCAGAACUUCUACUUCCAACUCUGUCAUAUACUCUGUACUUUGUAUUGCUUUAUUUGAACUGAGUUGAAGGGGGUUUGCAUACUUUUUCAUCAAUUUAGAACUAUUGUUCUUGAUAAUUACGAUUGAUUGUUGCCAUUAUGUUCUAUGUCUAUUUGUUUCUUCUUCUCAAGCACAAAAGGAAAAGGAGUGGUGUUUUGUAUUUGUAACAAUUGGAUUAUGAAUAAAGUAGUUGAGGUUGAGAUUUA
Messenger RNA from Spinacia oleracea (spinach), 1385 nucleotides. RefSeq names its product bifunctional dTDP-4-dehydrorhamnose 3,5-epimerase/dTDP-4-dehydrorhamnose reductase. Gene Ontology annotation, cellular component: methionine adenosyltransferase complex. Gene Ontology annotation, biological process: S-adenosylmethionine biosynthetic process. Gene Ontology annotation, molecular function: methionine adenosyltransferase regulator activity. Lineage: Eukaryota; Viridiplantae; Streptophyta; Magnoliopsida; Caryophyllales; Amaranthaceae. The transcript has 2 exons. Bases 212 to 1123 code for a protein of 303 amino acids. The record is from RefSeq and is a predicted model, not a curated record.